ACGAUGCGUUGACUGAGCGGAGGAGGAGAAGAAGAAAACCUCUCCCAGCCAGCCGUCCUGCCCGCUGCAUGGAGGAGAAGCAGUGGAGGAAGAGGAGCAGAGAGGAGCUGUGUCACUGUGCCGCGCUGACCUCCAUCCUGAUGAUCUUCAGUCUCCUCCUCCUGCUCUGACUCAACACCACCUCCCCUCUCUCUGCCUCCCCCUGCUCUGACCUCUGACAUCCCUGUUUCCUCCACAACGACAUGGAUCUGAAACGUUUUGGAGGCGAUAUCUGCAGGAUCCCUGACACUUAAACGCUCUGAACUCUGGCUGGUCAGGAUCACCGGCUGGUCUGAACCCUCAGUCGCUUCCUGUCCCGUCCUCCUCUGGACCGACGGCGUCCAACAUGUCAGAGGGGCUGCUGCAGGUGGAGAUCCCGGACUUCGGCAGCAGCGUGCUGGGAAGCCUGAACGAGCAGCGCCUGCUUGGUCACUACUGCGACGUCUCCAUCCUGGUGCAGGGUCAGGCCUUCAAGGCGCACCGGGCCGUCCUCGCCGCCUCCUCGCUGUACUUCAGAGACCUGUUCAGCUCUGCAGCUGACUCUUCCUCUUCGUCCUCUUCCUCGUCCUCCCAGGCGGUGUUCGAGCUGCCGUCCUCGGUGACGCCGACGUGUUUCCAGCAGAUUCUGUCCUUCUGUUACACGGGCCGCCUCAGCAUGGCCGUCAGCGAACAGCUGGUGCUCAUGUACACCGCCGGGUACCUGCAGAUCCAGAACAUCGUGGAGCGAGGCAUGGAGCUGAUGAUGAUGAAGGCCUCCUCCUCCUCUUCGCCUCUGUGCUGCGACUCUCAGACAACCUCAGCAGACGAGCUCGGGGGUUUCGACACCCCGACGGCCCAGCAGCAGCAGCAGCAGCACAGCGGCCCCCAGCUGCAGCAGGCCAGUCCAGACCAGCCGUCCCUGAGCCCAGAGGAGCUGCUGCUGGCCGUCAGCCGGAUCAAACAGGAGCGAGCCGACACUCCUCCUGCUGAGGAGAACGGAGGAGGAGGAGCAGCAGCAGGAGAGGAGGCCAGAGUGGACAUUGUAGGGGACCUCCAGUCCUCCAGGAGCAGCGCUCUGUGUUACCUGGGCUCAGGUGGAAGCUUGGUGUCGGGGCUGCAGUCCUACCUGCUGGCAGGCGGGGGGCGGUCCAGUCCAGGAGGCUCCAGCCUUCCCACAGACUCCCCUCCCUCUCAUCCCCACACCGAGGAGGAGCUGGAGGAGGAUUACUACGGGAACGCCGUGCACCCUGGACUAUACCAACACAUCUAUGGACAUCCCGGAAACCCCUACAUCCAAGAAAAGAUGGAGAUGCUGUCCCUCCCGCUGGCUAACGAGCGCCGGCCCUGCGUACUGGUUGGUCGGGACAACAUGGCCCUCCCUGCUAGCCUGAUUAGUCAAAUCGGGUACCGCUGCCACCCGUCGCUCUACACCGAGGGAGACCCGGGAGAGAAGGUGGAGCUGGUGGCAGGUUCAGGUGUGUUCAUGACACGGGGUCAACUGAUGAACUGUCACCUCUGUGCCGGGGUCAAACACAAGGUGCUGCUCAGGAGACUGCUGGCUACGUUCUUUGACAGAAACACUCUGGCCAAUAGCUGUGGGACAGGAAUCCGCUCCUCCACCAAUGAUCCGAGCCGAAAGCCGCUGGACAACCGAGUGUUAAACACCGUGAAACUGUACUGUCAGAACUUUGCUCCUAACUUUAAGGAGAGUGAGAUGAACGUCAUCGCGGCCGACAUGUGCACCAACGCCCGCAGAGUCCGGAAACGUUGGCUCCCAAAGAUCCAGUCUCUCCUCCCCGACAGCCUCCCCGCCUCCGGCUCCUCCCACCCCCGCAAGGGUAAGAGGGGAGGAGGAGGCUCAGGAGGAGGGGGAGGUCAGGGAGGAGAAGCGCAGCACAGCGGCAGCCCCUUUGAGCUGGACCUGCGGCAGCUCAGCGCCUCCUACCUCGGCCUGGAGGCUCCGCUGUACGCUGAACGCCGCGAGAGGGAGGCGGCGGGGGAGAGAGAGAGGGAGAAGGAGGCGCCAGCCGCCCUCCUGCCUCACCUGCAGUUCGCUGGGUCCCGUGGGGGAGCAGGAGGAGGGGGCGGGGGGCAGGCGGAGGAGGGGCUGAUGGGAGGCGAGGCAGACGGGGGAGGGAGGCUACAGACUGAACAACCCCCAGACCUCCCCCUCUCCCUGUCCUCCUCCUCUUCCUCCUCUUCUUCCUCCGCCUCCUCCUCACAUCCCUCCCCCCAGCCCGCAGAGCCCGCCCCUCCUCACAGGGGAUUGGCCGACACGGAUGAGAGGGGGGAGGAGCCCCUGGAAGACAGCCAAUAAGCUUUCUAUCGCAUCUGCCUACCUGUGUAUAUAAAUAAUACAAUAGCUACCUGUCCCCCCACCUG
This is a messenger RNA of Micropterus dolomieu (smallmouth bass), 2400 nucleotides long. RefSeq names its product nucleus accumbens-associated protein 2-like. The transcript has 8 exons. NCBI's taxonomy places the organism in Eukaryota, Metazoa, Chordata, Actinopteri, Centrarchiformes, Centrarchidae. The record is from RefSeq and is a predicted model, not a curated record. Gene Ontology annotation, biological process: regulation of transcription by RNA polymerase II. The coding region runs from base 386 to 2335 and encodes 649 amino acids. Gene Ontology annotation, molecular function: protein binding; DNA-binding transcription factor activity, RNA polymerase II-specific; RNA polymerase II cis-regulatory region sequence-specific DNA binding.